UUGAAAGAUCAUAUUAGGGAUGAACAUGAGGACACCAACCGAGCCCUUGAUUUUGGCUUCAAUGAUUUUGACAAUUUGUUUGUGUAUGAGUACUACUCCAAAGGCUUGUUCUUCACAGGGGGAUCCACCCGGUAGUGGAUCAGUUCCUGGUUUCUUCAUAUUUGGAGAUUCUUUAGUUGAUAAUGGGAAUAACAAUGGGUUGCUUACGCUUGCCAGAGCCAAUUAUAGGCCUUAUGGUGUUGAUUUUCCUCAGGGUACCACUGGCCGCUUCACUAAUGGUCGAACUUUUGUUGAUGUCUUAGCUCAACUACUGGGGUUUAGGACAUUUAUUCCUCCAUACAGUAGAACUCGAGGAAGAGCCCUUCUAAGAGGAGCCAACUUUGCAUCUGGUGCAGCUGGAAUUAGAGAUGAGACUGGAAACAAUUUGGGUGCUCAUUUAUCAAUGAACAACCAAGUGGAGAAUUUUGGGAGGGCAGUGGAAGAAAUGAGUAGGUUUUUCAGAGGAGACACUGAAGCAUUGAGUUGCUAUUUAAGCAAAUGCAUUUUCUAUUCAGGAAUGGGAAGUAAUGACUAUCUCAACAAUUACUUCAUGACUGAUUUUUACAAUACCAAAUCUCAAUUCACCCCUCAAGCUUAUGCCUCUUCCCUUCUUCAAGAUUAUGAUCGCCAACUUAGGCAAUUGUAUCAACUUGGAGCUCGAAAAGUAGUUGUGACCGGGGUGGGGCAGAUUGGUUGUAUUCCUUACGAGCUUGCUAGAUAUCAAGGUAAUAGUAGUCGUUGCAACGAAGAGAUCAAUGGUGCGAUUGCCCUUUUCAACUCGGGCCUCCGCAAGCUUGUUGAUCGUUUCAACAGUGGUCGUGUUCUUCCUGGUGCUAAGUUUGUGUACCUUGAUACCUACAAGAGCAACAUCGACUUGAUUGAAAAUGCCUCCAAUUAUGGGUUUACAGUGGUAGACAAGGGAUGUUGUGGAGUAGGAAGAAACAAUGGACAAAUAACAUGUUUACCACUUCAGCAACCAUGCCAAGAUCGAAGAGGCUAUUUGUUUUGGGAUGCAUUUCAUCCAACUGAGGAUGCAAAUAUUGUGUUGGCUAAGAUGGCAUUCACAUCCCCUUCAAGAGCCUAUGCAUAUCCCAUCAACAUUCAACAAUUAGCAAUGUUGUAAUAUUAAUUUACCCAAACCACACACCCUAUGUCGUGUCAUUGUCUAUGUUUGGGAUUAACUCAGUUAUUGUAUUCUCUUUAAUUACUUGUUGGUUUCUAUAAUUAUAUAUGCAUGUCAACAAAUAAUAAUCCAUCUAAAGUUUCUUU
Cucumis melo (muskmelon) is the source of this 1308-nucleotide messenger RNA. RefSeq names its product GDSL esterase/lipase At1g33811. The record is from RefSeq and is a predicted model, not a curated record. Bases 20 to 1162 code for a protein of 380 amino acids. Lineage: Eukaryota; Viridiplantae; Streptophyta; Magnoliopsida; Cucurbitales; Cucurbitaceae. The transcript is spliced from 4 exons. Gene Ontology annotation, molecular function: hydrolase activity, acting on ester bonds.